Molecule: messenger RNA, 4815 nt
Organism: Vicugna pacos (alpaca)
Lineage: Eukaryota; Metazoa; Chordata; Mammalia; Artiodactyla; Camelidae
Source: RefSeq, a predicted model, not a curated record
CGUGAGCAAACCCAGGUGCGGUUCUGGAAAGAAGCCACGUUGCUAUGGCAACCCGAAUCGCCAUUUUAGGUCUCGCGGCCUCCCGCCCUCGCGUCACUUCCGGUGUUACCUGUGUGGUUACCGGGAGCCGUAAACAGGUGUGCAAGCAUCUGGAGAGCAGUCGGGAUGCAGCAGAGCGGGGCGGCUGGAGGCCAUGGCUGCGCUCUGUGCCCACUGCUGGGCGUCCUGUUCUUCCAGGGUAUUUACAUCGUCCUUUCCCUGGAGAUUAAAGCGGAUGCCCAUGUCCGGGGGUAUGUUGGAGAAAACAUCAAGUUGAAAUGCACCUUCAAGUCGACUUCAUCUGUCACUGACAAACUCACCAUAGACUGGACAUAUCGACCUCCGAGCAGCAGUCGCACAGAAUCAAUUUUUCAUUAUCAGUCUUUCCAGUACCCAACCACAGCAGGCACAUUUCGGGAUCGAAUUUCCUGGGUUGGAGAUGUGUACAAAGGGGAUGCGUCCAUAAGCAUAAGCAACCCUACCAUAAAGGACAAUGGGACAUUCAGCUGUGCUGUGAAGAACCCCCCAGAUGUGCACCAUAACAUUCCAGUGACAGAGCUAACAGUCACAGAAAGGGGUUUUGGCACCAUGCUCUCCUCCGUGGCCCUACUUUCCAUUCUGGUCUUCAUUCCCUCAGCUGUGGUGGUGGUUCUGCUGCUGGUGAGAAUGGGGAGGAAGUCUGCGGGGCUGAAGAAGAGAAGCAGGUCUGGCUAUAAGAAGUCGUCUAUUGAGGUUUCAGAUGACACUGACCAGGAGGAGGAGAAUGACUGCAUGGCUAAGCUUUGUGUCCGCUGUGCAGAGUGCCUGGUUCAGGAAGGGGAUGGUAUAGAGCAGCCUCUGCUGACUCACAGGGAACAUCCUGAAAGAGGAGUGUCCUGUGCUGCUAACAUCACACUAGGAGACCUGGACUGGCUGGACCCAAAGCCCUGAAUUGAGCUUUUCUGCUGAACCUCCAUUUUUUCCAGGGAAUUAGAGUGAUACAACUUUUAAAUGACUUGAUUGUUUUGUCGAUAAGAAAUACCCAUGUUCCCUCUGCACCCCCAUAAGAUUAUGGGAGUAAAAUCUCUGAUGGGGAAAUAAGACAGGAGGGAAGAGGGCAGGGCACAGCCAUUCAGGGAAUGACAUAAAUUAACACUAAAACCGUGGAAGAUUCAAGUCCUACUAGGCCUUGAGGAUUGAGGUGGUGGGAGGUUUGACUUCUAGUAGACCUUGAGCUUCAUUGUAUGCUCAUUGUAACAUAUUAGCAUGAUAAAUAACAUGCCCACAGGCGCCAUGACAAUGCCAAGGCUAACCAUAGAAGGUCAAAGAGUGGGCAGUGAUCAAAUUCCUGGGAAUCCCAGUCCCUUCCCCAGGGUAGCUGGAAUAGUCCUCCCACUUGGAGGCAUGAAGCCCAUAAAAACUGGGGACAUCCCGCCUCGUGGCCACCUCUCUAGCUGCCUCUUCAGAGGUGGCCCGCACUUUUGUCUAUGGAGUGUGUACCUACUUUUACUUUAACCAGCACCCAACUCUCACACCUCGUGGCCUUUCUCUUGCCUUUUGAAACAGCCUACACUCUAUGCAGUAUGUAUCUCUCUAAAUAAAGCUCCCUUUACUCAAAAAAAAAAAAAAAAAAAAAGGAAAGAAAUACCCAUGUUGAUAGGCUUGAGUUUUGGUUUAGAUUUCUAGAGACUGUCAUCCCUCCCCGUCUGAGCGCUUGCUGUGACUGGCAGGCUUGUGUGGUUGUCCAAGAAUCCUGGGAGGAGGAGAGACUCUCUGAUGUGGUACAGUUGGAAAAGAGUCAAAAGCAACUUAUGAUCUGAUAUAAAGCAUACCUGUCAUUUCAGGGUUUAAACUUGAGCCUUCUUUGUGCUUACUGCCCAGCUUAGAUGACCUCAGCCCAGUUACUCAUUGCAGCAUUCUUUGUUUCUUUUUCUUUCCUGUACUUGAGUAUUAUAGAAAAGACAAGAGAAAGAUUGACAGUGCCAGUCGAUGGGGUCUAAUACCAACUCUUUGGGAUUUGAAUAUUUUGAUAACGUGAAAUGAGCUAAUGUUCAUAAUAUUAUUGUCUACAUUUCAGAUACUGAUUUAUUCAACAGUUAUUCUUUGAGCAUGCAUCUAACGUGCACCAGCUACAAUUUUAGGUACUUAGGAAACAGCAGUGGACAAAACUGACAAAAAUCCCUGCCCUCAAAGAAAUUACAUUCUUUCCAUGCCUGGAAAACUCUCAUCUUCCAACGCAUUUGAAAUGUCACCUUCUCUUAAAUUAGGGUUCGAACAAUAACUAAAUCUCUUUACAAUUAGUAAAAUAUAUAAUAUAUCAGCUAGUGCUUAAUACUAUAAAGAAACAAUAAAAUAGCAAAGAUAGAUGGAAUGGCUGGACAAGAGGGUAUGAUACUAAAUAGGGUGGUUGAGGACACCCUUACUGAAAUGAUAUUUGAGGAAACACCUACAUGUAGAAGCAAGCGAUAUGGCUCUCAUGGAGGAGCACACUGGGUGGAGGAGGUAGGUGAAAAGACUCUGAGGAGGGGCCAUGAUUGGCAUGUUCUAGGAACAGCACGGAAGCCAGUGUGGCAGGAAUGAAGUGAGCAAGGCAAAGAAUGGUAUUUCUUCUGAGAGACAAUGUCAUAUCUUAUAGAACAUUACAGUGAUUGUAAUGACCCAGAUUUUAUUCUUAAUGAAAUAGAAUCCACUGGUGGUUUUUGAGAAGAGAAUGCUAUGAACUGAUGUAUGUUUUAAAAGAAUCAUUCUAGCUUCUGUGUUGAGAAUAGGUGGUAAGGGACCAUGACCGAAACAGAGAGCCUGUAAAAGAGACUUUAGCAAUAAUGCAGAUGAGAGAAAAUGAUAUUGGUUUGAACCAGGCAGGUGGUGGAGGUGGUGGGAAGUGGUGGUUUUCUGUUUAUAAUUUGCAGAUAAAGUCAGAAGGACUUCCUGAUGGGUUGCAUGUCUAUGUGAAAGAAUGAGAGGAGUUAAGGAUAAUUUCAAGGUUCUUGACUUAAGCAACUGGAAUAGAGUUACCCUUUUCUAGUAUGUACAAAUCUGUGGGUGGAACAAAUUUGGGGGGAAAGAUCAGGAGCUGAGUUUGGAUAUAUUAAAUCUGAAAUAUUUAUUAAACUUCCUGUGGAGGCAGCAAUUGGUUAUGUGGAUGUGGAGUCAGAAGAGAGUUCUAGAAGGGAGAUACAAGUUUAGGAGUCAUUAGUAUAUAGAGGCUGGUAGAGAUAUUUCCACCAGAGGAAUGAGUGUAGGUAGAGAAGGACUCAAAGGACUGAGCCCUGGAGUGCCCCAAGGUUGGUAGAUGGGGUGAUGAAGUGGAAUUAGCAAAGGAGGCUGAGAAGGGGUGUUCAGUGAGGUGGGAGAAAACCAGGAGAGUUCCAUAACCGGGGAGACAAGUGAAGAAAGUUUUUAAAGGAAAAGUAAGUGCUUAAAUAUGUCAGUUUUUGAUGAAUCAGGUCAAGUAAGAUGAAAGCUAAGGAUUUAUUAUAAUAUUACUUUAUUUGGCGGAGUGGGGGAGGUAAUUAGAUUUUAAUUUAUUUUUAAAGGAGAUACUGGGGAUUGAACCCAGGACCUCGUGCAUGCUAAGCAUGGGCUCUACCACUUAAGCUAUACCCUCCCCCGUAGCUAAGGAUUGAUUAUUGGAUGAUCUGGUAAUGGGGAGGUCAUUGGUGGCCUUGACAAAAGCAGCUUCAGUGGAAUAGUGGGGCUGAAAGCCUGACUGAAGUAGGGUCAAGAAAGAACACAAAGAGAUAUAUUGGUGACAGUGGGUGUAAACGACACUUUCCAGGAGUUUUGCUGUGGAGGGAUGCAGAGAAAUAGGGCAAUAGGUGGAGGGAGGAGUGUGUCAAGCAUUCCUUUUCUUUUUAAGACGAGAGAAAUUAUAGUACAUUUGUUUGCUGAUGGCAAUGAUCCAGUAGAAAAGGAAAAAUUGAUGCUACAGGAGAGGGAGAGGAUUGCUGGAGUGAUGUCAGGAUCUAGUGCAUCAGUGGAGAUGUCGGCCUUAGAUAAAGGCAGUGAGAGUGUAUCCAUAAGAAGAGUGAGGAAGUCCAGGUAGAUGGGCCCGGAUGCAGAUGAGCAGGUGAGCAUCGUGGUGGGAGCGUGUGGAAGUUCCCUACUAACUUUUUCUCUGUUCCCAGUGAUGGGAGAAAGCAAGGUCAUCACUAAGAAUAACGUGAAGGAAGUGCUGGAGGUUUGGAGAAAGAGAGAAAGAUACGAAAAUAGUCCUCUAGGAGAAUAGGAGGAUGAAUGGGCUAGAGAAAUGUCAUAUGCCAGGUGGUACUAAUGGUCCAGUUGAGGUUAGGAGCAAUGAAUACAAGCUCAAAUAGUGAAAAGAAGGAUACAGACAAUAGUGACAGUAGGUAAUCUUGAAUGAUGGCUUACGAAGUGCCAGGCACACUGAUGGAAGCUGAGCUUUAGAGAAGUUAAGUAACUAUGUUCAAGGUCACAAAGCCAACAAGGAGUGGUGCUGGGAUUGGGACCCAGAGGUAGACUGACUCCUAGCCUAAAUUAGCUACAGUCCUGCACACUUUGCUGUGGGCACCUUUUCACGUGUGUUGACAUUCUAAAAAAUACUCACCAAGGAGAAGGGAACCCUUAGGGUUUCGAAGCAGAAAUUAGCCCAACAGACACCAAUUUUAUUGAGGUCUUGUGAUGCUUCAUGGGAAUUUAAGUGAGUGGAGUCAGUGCCAUUUCACUGUGAUGUCGCCCUAGCCGAGUUCCAUUUGGGGGAUCCUAACGUGUGGUCUCUGCCUAAAUUCUGACUGUGGCAUUAUACUUACUACAUAUACCACAACUACUGUUCUUCCC